CUCCGCUUGAGAAGAGCUAGUUUUUUCUCUUUAGGGUCCCAGUCGCAGGUCUAACAUGAGAAGAAUAACAGUAUCAGCGCCCGGGAAAGUGAUUUUACACGGAGAGCAUGCUGUUGUUUAUGGAAAGAAAGCUUUAGCAGCAAGUUUAAAUCUCCGUACCUACAUGUGUGUGACCAAAAGGGGAGAUAACCUCAUUAACCUUCACUUUCCUGAUAUUGAAUUGAAGUUGUCCUUGCCAUGUGGAAUUGAUGUAUCAGGAAAUAAUACUAAAAAUGGUGAUGUUACAAGUCCUAUUCCUGCCUCUGAUGACGUUAUAGAAACACUAAAGAAGUUAUCGGGUUUAGAUGUGGAUGCUUCACAGUCUCAGACUUUAGCUGUUGUAUCAUUUCUGUAUGUUUAUACAGAGAUAUCAAAGGCAAGCAAAAGUCCAUUGCCUGGCAUUGAUGUUGGAGUACAGUCGGAGCUUCCUAUCGGAGCUGGCCUAGGGUCCUCUGCCAGCUACUCUGUCUGUUUAGCUGCUGCACUUUUACAGCUAGGAAGCCACAUUAAUGAAUCCAAAUUUAGUUCAAAUACAGAAACUGACACAUUAUAUCAGUCUUCAUGGAUGCACAAUGAAACCGAGCUGAUAAAGAAAUGGUCAUAUAUAAGCGAAAAAAUUAUGCAUGGAAACCCCUCAGGGGUGGACAACUCUGUGACAACAUUUGGAGGGGCUAUAGAAUUUAGGAAAGGAAAUAUUACCAAUUUAUCCCAAAUGCCAGAGAUAAAGAUUUUGUUGGUAAACACAAAAGUUCCAAGAAGUACCAAGACAUUGGUGUCUAAUGUCAGAACCAAAUACGACAAGUAUGGUGAUGUCAUAGGUUCCGUAAUGGAUGCUAUUGACGCUGUGACAACAAGGAGCAUUGACACUUACAGUAAUCUUUUGGACAAUGGUCAUUCUUCUCCAUCACUCUACAAGGACCUCGGGGAACUUAUAGAUAUCAACCAGGGUCUCCUUAGAACUCUUGGGGUCAGCCAUUCUAGACUGGACCGAGUGUGUGAGGUAACUACAGCCCUUGGUCUCCAUGCUAAAUUGACAGGUGCUGGUGGUGGAGGAUGUGCUUUUUGUCUUAUCACACCAGGAACGCCAAAGUCUGAUGUUAAGGAAGUGAUGUCACAACUGAGAGCUGAAGGAUUUGAAUGCUGGGAAACAAAUAUAUGUGGACAAGGGGUGAUCAGACAUUGGACUCAUAGUGAAUAUUAUAACAUUCCUCCUGGAUUUUUACCAGAAUAAAUACUGCAACAGAGAAAUGAAGUAUGAAAAGUGAAAUGAAAGAAGGAAGAAAAUGUGUUUGAUAAAAUUUCUAAAUAUGAAAGGAGAAUAAAGAAAUUUUCAUAUA
This is a messenger RNA of Pecten maximus, 1376 nucleotides long. RefSeq names its product mevalonate kinase-like. Gene Ontology annotation, molecular function: mevalonate kinase activity; ATP binding. Gene Ontology annotation, biological process: isoprenoid biosynthetic process; cholesterol biosynthetic process. Bases 56 to 1270 code for a protein of 404 amino acids. The transcript is spliced from 9 exons. The record is from RefSeq and is a predicted model, not a curated record. Gene Ontology annotation, cellular component: cytoplasm. Lineage: Eukaryota; Metazoa; Mollusca; Bivalvia; Pectinida; Pectinidae.